Messenger RNA from Phragmites australis (common reed), 1300 nucleotides. RefSeq lists its product as uncharacterized. Bases 226 to 1005 code for a protein of 259 amino acids. Lineage: Eukaryota; Viridiplantae; Streptophyta; Magnoliopsida; Poales; Poaceae. The record is from RefSeq and is a predicted model, not a curated record. The transcript has 6 exons.
UUUCUGGAGGCUUCCUGGGGCGCGUGGGGACGAGCGACCUGAGACACAGGUGGGCGGGGGAGAACGGAGAAGAAGAGGAGAUACCCGCUUGCUUUCCUCCUCUCUCCCUGUUCCGCUCCAGCCGGCGUCUGUACUCGCGCGCGCCUCCAGGGUCUCGCGUCGCUGUACUCGUACGUAGCGCGUGCGUGCGUGCGGGGGGAGGUAGACGUCUCCGGCGACGACGGCAUGGACGCCGGGGGAGAGAAGUGCGGCGACGCGGCGGCGGCCGGGGAGGGCGGCAGCGACCUCUACGCGGUACUCGGGCUCAAGAAGGAGUGCUCCGACGCCGAGCUCAAGGUCGCCUACCGAAAGCUCGCCAUGAGAUGGCACCCGGACAAAUGCUCCUCCUCCGGCAGCGUGAAGCACAUGGAGGAAGCCAAGGGGAAGUUCCAGGAGAUCCAGAGCGCCUAUUCCGUCCUCUCUGACGCCAACAAGCGGUUCCUCUACGACGUGGGAGUAUACGACAAUGAGGACAGUCUGCUAGGGAUGGGUGACUUCAUUGGUGAGAUGUCCCAGAUGAUGAGCCAGGCCCGGCCAACGAGGCAGGAAACCUUUGAGGAGCUGCAGCAGCUGUUUGUUGAUAUGUUCCAGUCUGAUCUUGACUCAGGGUUCUGCAAUGGGCCUACCAAGAGCCACCAAGUCCAGGGGCAAGGCCGAAGUAGAACAUCCUCAACGUCACCUUCAUCAUCACCAUCUCCGCCGCCUCCUAUAGUAAUGGAACCAGAGGUGCCAGCAUGUAACGGAUUCAAUAAGCGGGGUUCAUCAGCAAUGGACUCAAGGAAGCCUCCAAGACCUGUUGAAGCUGGCGCAGGGAAUCAGCAAUGUAAUGGCUUUUGUUUUGGGGGGGUCCCCAUCAAGUGGCUACAAAAAGCUCCACCACUGGAUGCAUCUUGGCACGAGGACUUAUCCAGAAGUGUCAUAGCUGAUAGGCAAGUCCGCCGGGCCACUUUCCUCGUAUAUAGCUAGUUGCAGGUAGAUUUUUUGUAUCUUUGUGAUGUGAUAUGUCUCAUGUUCAUGUCAUUUUGGGAGAUAACAAGGUUUCAACUUUCAAUGAGAUUGUUAUUUCCAAUUUGGCAUCUGAACAAGAUACAUGGAUCCCAAAUGUCAUUUUCUGCUUUACACAUCUCCCUUGGAUAAUUGGAUUGUUACAGUGUCUCGUGCCUUUGUUGACUGGUCUGCAUGCUUUAUUGGAACUUUUCCGCGCUCCUAGUAAUGCCUUAAAUUGCCAACCAGUUGGAUGCUUUAUGAUAGAGGACUUUUA